AUGCCGCCGGGGGCUGACGCUGUCGCGGGUUCAGCGCUGCCCUUCUCGCAGCUGGCACAGCCGAAGCUUGAAGACUACGACAGGAAAGCCGUACACCAAAUAGACCAGCUGCAGCGGGAGCAGCGGCACCUGAAAAGGCAGCUGGAGAAGCUGGGGAUAGAUAGGAUAAGCAUGGCCAGUAUCGGAUCGGCUGUUUCUGCGGAGCGCUCGGACUCGGAUAGAGAAGAGAUAGACGUGGACGUGGAGAGCACGGACGACCUUCCCGCGGACCUCGACUGGAGCAGCAGCAGCAGCAGCCCGAGCGACUCGGACGAAAGGGGGAGCCUGCAGAGCGUCUGUAGCGACGAGGGCUAUUCCAGCUCCGGCGUGAAGAGGUUGAAGUCGCAGAGCAACCGCAAGCCUUCUCUCGGUCUAUAAGAAGCACCUCCCGUAGCCGUUUCACCCGUCGCUCCUUCCCUCUUGGAUCUCCUUAGGUAGAACACUGGACCGUCCCGCCAUUCUCUUGCACGU
Molecule: messenger RNA, 510 nt
Organism: Aptenodytes forsteri (emperor penguin)
Lineage: Eukaryota; Metazoa; Chordata; Aves; Sphenisciformes; Spheniscidae
Product: max dimerization protein 1
Exons: 4
Coding region: 1-417 (138 amino acids)
Source: RefSeq, a predicted model, not a curated record